AUGCUAGGCACGGAGUUCAUUCGAGUCACAGCCCGUGUGCGGCCCUCUGCUUCAAGAAUCCCUCAGGAAAGGAUACUGAGUGUUUCGGACACGAGGAACUUGUGUUUCAAUCCGAAAAAUCCCAAAAACUUCACAUUUGAUGUAGUUUUCGGAGAAGAUGCAAAUCAGGAGAAAGUGUUUGAAGACCUUGCUAGUCGGAUAAUAGAUGGCUGUGUAGAUGGGUACAACGGCACAAUUUUUGCAUAUGGCCAAACUGGGUCUGGAAAGACCCAUACGAUGUUAGGACCACAUCAUGUCGAAAAUUUCUUGUUGGAUUCAGAACAGCGUGGGCUUAUUCCACGCGCAUGCGAAGCAUUGUUCACCAAGCUUUGUACCCGAGCUGCUGAAAAAGGCGAAAAUUUCAAAUAUGGAGUAUCAUGUAAAUUUGUCGAGCUUUACAAUGAAGAGUUUUAUGAUCUGCUUGGAAAUUCUCAGCAGAAAUUAUCAAUCCGCAGUGAUUCGACGAUUGUACAACUCCUUGGGGUUUCUGAGCAUUCUGUACAGUCCAGUUUUGAUAUGAUGAGGAUACUUGAAGUUGGUUGGGAUGCUCGUCGCACGGCAGAAACAGCUAUGAAUCGUGAAUCAUCGCGGUCUCAUGCGAUUUUCAUCGUUGAGGUCAAGACAGAAGAACUCAUCAAUACCAUCGUCAACAAAAAAUGUGCAACUUUGAAUCUUGUAGACCUGGCGGGGUCAGAACGUCAGACUCAAGCGAAAACGGUUGGAAAUCGUUUCAAAGAAGCGAUUAACAUCAAUUUGUCCUUAACAGUUCUUGGACGUGUGAUUCGAACACUAUCUUCUGCUAACAAAGGUGAUGGGCAUGUACCAUAUCGAGACUCUAAACUGACCCAUAUUCUACGAGAUUCGCUUGGAGGCAACAGCAGGACAGCGGUCAUAGUAAAUUUGCAUCCGGACAAAGGAUAUUACUCGGAGACACUUUCAACGCUGCAGUUUGCGUCCCAUUGUCGUAAAAUUGAAAAUAAAGUACACGCAAACGAGGAUCUGUCUGGCGACACGGUAAUGGCGUACAAGAGCGAAAUUAAUCGGCUAAAAGAUGAGCUGCUAGCAAUUGAAGGAAGAGUGCGCUCAGAGCUGGAAGCUAAAAUAGCCUUAGUUGAAGACGAACUCAAGCAGUGGAAAGAGCUGGCUAUUGCUCGUGAGAAGAAACUUGUUGAAACACAGCUUCAACGUGAUGUUUUUGCUGCGCAAAUACCCUGCAGGCCAGCUAGUGAAGGAGAUGCCAAGCCACAAGACGAACUAUUGCGCGAGAUGACGGCGAAGCUGAACGACAGGAUAGAUUCAAUUGAGACCUUCGAAGCAUUGACUCGUGUUCAGUUGGAAAAUGACCUGUCUAACGCACUCCGUGAACUCGAUCAAAUGAAAGCUCGCUAUGAAAGUACUGAAGCGGCCAGAAAAGCUUUAAACGAGAAAUACGGUAACGUUUUGGAAGGAUACGAUGAGACACUAGGAUCACCUCUUCGCAGAUUGAAUUUGAGUACAACACCUUCUCGUACUCCGAUGGACAGUUUGAAGCUGACGGCUCGAAAAAGAAAGGAACGACGACAAACUUUAUUUACGCAGAAAAAUCCGUCAGACCGGAAAUCACGAGCGUUUAAGCCGGUGCUCUUCGACGAUAGUGUAGUUGAAGAUGUUCCCUCUCAAGGAAAUCUAGAAGAAGAUCGGGAUAUGAUAGAAGAGCGCGAGUUACUACGUCUCGAAAUGGAUAACAACCGCCUGUCACAAAUCGUCGCUGAGAAGGAUUCACAAAUAGAAGACCUUUGCGAAAAACAGAAAGACCAGGCCAAGGAGUGGCUCUCAGAAAAGAAAAAACUGCUUGAAUCAGAGUCGGUGCUAAGGACGCAAGUACAAAGCUUGGAGACGGAAAAUUAUGGACUUCAGGAGAAACUAGUGGAUGAAAAACAGCGAAACGAACUGCUCAGCUUGAAAAUUUCUACAGCCAAUGAUGAGAAAUGCCGCCUACAACAGGAAAUUGACGUCAUACGAGCAGAAAACUAUGAUUUGGAGGACAAAGUUCAGAUUUUGCAAAAUGAACAGGAGCAAUUUGUUACUGAACUCAAAAGUGUAGCAGAUUUGGAGUCGUCUAAAGUUGAACUUGAAGAGAAACUUCGUGCUGCAAGUGAAAAAGAAAUAUUAGCUGAAGAACGAAUGCAUGAAAUGGAGGAACAAUAUAAGUUGCAGUCGUUGGAUCUGCAGGCGAAAGCUGAGGAGUUCGAGCAGGUUACCGCUGCUCUUGCGCAAAGAAGUGCGGAACACACCAAGCUCAUUCGACAAAUAGAGGAGUAUAAGGCAGUUAUCCAAGCAAAAGAAGAGAAGAUGGAAACAAUGGAAUUUGAACUUAAUGUUAAAACUGAAGGAGAAACCGUUCUAACUAAUCAAAUCAACGAACUCAAGAUGAGCAUUGGCCUCCUGCAGCAAACAAAAACUAAACUGGAAAAAGAAAGCAGAGAUGAAAUAAAACAGUUGGAAAGUCGACUCGCGGAGGAACGUAAGCGUGCAGAGAAAGAAAUUGAAGCUGAACAAAUUGCCCAUGCGGUGACAAAAGAUGCGUUGCAGUCUAAAAAGAACGAACUUAAUCAUGUAAUAGCUUCCCUACAUGAGAAGAACGAUGAGUGUAUGGAGGUCCAGCUUCAGCUUGACAUUUGUAAGUCAACGGUUGCUCAGAAAGAAAAAGCAAUUGUGGAAGUGGAGAAGAAACGAGAAGAAGAGGUCGCUAAACUGAAAAGACGACAUGCCGAUGAGCUGAAGAAUGUACAGUCUCAGGUUGGGCUGGAGCAGAGUGCUCAUGUCAAAACAAAGCAGCAAUUCACGGAGUUCCGGAAGACAGCUCAAGAAACAUUUGAGAAGAAAUUGGCAGAGCUAAGAGAAACGUUUUCGACGAAAGAAAGGCGCAUGACAACUGAUAUUGACGACAAGGGGGCGCGAAUAUUUCAAUUACAAGCUGAAAAAGAGUCAUUGGUUCGUAGAAACCAAGAGCUGGAAGCUAACCAGAAGCAUAUUCAAGAAGAGUUGGAGAACAGAACAAAGGAAAUAGAGAUCUUCCGGUCUACAAAGGAACAAGAUGAUCGAGCGUUAGUGGAACUUGUUGGCCAUCAGAAUCAUAAGCAAAAGCUCAGCUAUGUAGAGAAGAUGCGAUUUGAGAACUACAAUUUGAAAAAACGAGUGAUUGAACUUGAAGACGACGUGAAACGCUAUCAGAGCAUCUGUGGAAGAGUCAAAAAGGACCGAAAAGAAAGCGGUCCUGCCUCCAGGACGCGGAGCGCUCGGGGUAGUGAAUGUUGA
Messenger RNA from Necator americanus (New World hookworm), 3336 nucleotides. RefSeq lists its product as uncharacterized. Gene Ontology annotation, molecular function: microtubule motor activity; microtubule binding; ATP binding. Lineage: Eukaryota; Metazoa; Nematoda; Chromadorea; Rhabditida; Ancylostomatidae. The record is from RefSeq and is a predicted model, not a curated record. Gene Ontology annotation, cellular component: microtubule associated complex. Bases 1 to 3336 code for a protein of 1111 amino acids. Gene Ontology annotation, biological process: microtubule-based movement; spindle elongation; mitotic spindle organization. The transcript has 31 exons.